Anastrepha ludens (Mexican fruit fly) is the source of this 2448-nucleotide messenger RNA. RefSeq lists its product as uncharacterized. NCBI's taxonomy places the organism in Eukaryota, Metazoa, Arthropoda, Insecta, Diptera, Tephritidae. Gene Ontology annotation, cellular component: membrane. The record is from RefSeq and is a predicted model, not a curated record. The transcript is spliced from 7 exons. Gene Ontology annotation, molecular function: phosphatidylinositol bisphosphate binding. The coding region runs from base 131 to 2272 and encodes 713 amino acids.
UAAAGCAAUGAACCGCUUCGCUUGUUCAUAAACCAAUCAGUUGUAUUUAAAUCUUUAUAGUGGGCAGUUCAUACUGGCAUCUUACUUAUAAAUACGCAUACGCCCAGACUAAACACACGUCCAAACAAAUAUGGCCGCCAUACGACCCUUGAGCGCAGAAAUGCAAAAAGUUGCCAUCGAACAGCUAAACGAGGUGCCCGAACGUGUGCCACAGGACAUAGCGGCGUUACGCGAAUGGAUACGAAAACAACCACAUAUGCGCGCACGCACCGACGAUCAAUUUUUGGUGAGCUUUCUGCGUGGUUGCAAAUACAGUCUGGAGAAGGUCAAGUCAAAGAUAGAUCAUUUCUAUACGAUACGCACCAUGUUGCCCGAGAUGUUCGCGAAUAACACAAUAGAUGAUCCCAAGAAUUUGCUGAUCGUACGAUCGGGCGGCAUCGUAGCGCUACCGAAAACGCUAGGAAUCGGCGGUCCAGCCAUUGGCUUCUCACGCUAUAAAAUAUUAGAUGAUUUGGGAAUUACCGUUAAGGAUUUCUGCCGUUACACAGCUCUGGUGACGGACAAGAGUAUCGUCGAUACAGACGCUUUCGUAAUAGGCGGUUAUAUGGAAAUCGUUGAUGUUGAUAAAGUCGGCUUGGGUGCGAUGUCGAAACUUGAUCCGAUCUCUGCCAAACAAUUCACCACCUACUGUGUCAAAGGUUCAGCUAUUCGUAUCAAAGGUGUACAUAUUAUAAAUGUACCCAAAGAUGGUUUAAGCGCUCUGAAAAUCAUACGAAACCUCUUCCCAGCUCACGUCAAAGAAAGGUAUUUCAUACACAGUACUAUGGAGGAUUUGUACAAGCAUGUGCCCAAGGAAUAUCUACCAAUCGAAUAUGGUGGCACCAAUGGUUCACUGGCAGAACUGCCGGUGAAACAUGAGAAGGAAUUGAAGGCUUUUAAUAGCUAUUUUGAAGAAAAUGACAAAUAUGGUGUAGAUGAGAAUUUGAGGCAGGGGCAAAAGGCCGACAUGAAUUCGAUAUUUGGACUCGAAGGCAGCUUCCGAAAACUGGAAUAUGAUUAUACUCGACUGUAUAUUCCACAAUUAGUCAGAAUGUUUACUCUUUCGCAUAAAGUGCAAACGCGGUCUCAGUGCACAGAAAAAAAGGUAUUUUCACAUAAACAGACACGCCAAAUAAAUAGCAGCUCACCAGUGUCGAACGAUUUCAGUUGCAUCGUAGACAGCCAACGACACAACGCAAACAAUAUUAGAAAAAAAGGCAGACUAACGAAAUCAAAUUCACAAGCCAUACAUACAUUUACUUACACACUCGCGCUAACUAAGAAAGAAAUGGUGAUUCUACGCCCACUACCUGACGAUUUGGCAAAGAAAGCCGCCGAGGAGUUGAAUGAGAAGAGCGUCGACAAUGAAUACUACGUGAAUACGUUGCGCGAGUGGAUCGAGAAGCAGCCUUAUUUGCGCGCGCGCACCGACGAUCAAUUCCUGAUCGCAUUCCUGCGUGGUUCCAAGUUUAGUUUGGAGAAAGCGAAACAGAAAUUAGAGAAUUUCUAUAUACUACGCGCCGCUAUGCCAGAAAUCUUCCGCAAUCGAAGUUUGAGUGAAUCCAAAUAUGAGGCGAUCGUCAAGUCGGGUGCUGCUGCUUUUCUGCCUGAACCUGUGAGUGAGGGUGGGCCGCUGGUGGUGUUGCUGCGUCCAAGCGAAUUCAAUAUGGAGCAGCAUACGAUCAAUGAUGUGCUGAGAGUCGGUUCAAUGAUGAUCGAUAUUCUAAUGCAGGAGAACGAUCGCGUCUUUAUCGCUGGCUAUACAUUCAUUAUUGAUCUGGGUAAUAUUUCAAAGGCUGUGCUGUUGAAUUUCGAGCCGGAGUUCAUACGCAAACUGACUAUACUAGUCAAUAAAGCUGCGCCCACGCGCAUGAAGGGCUUCCAUUUUAUCAAUGUGUUGCCGAUCUUUGAGAAACUAUUCGGCAUGGUGAAGAGUGUGAUUAGUGCAAAAUUGAAGGAGCGGUUCUAUGUGCAUGGCAACAACUUGGAGGAACUCUACAAAUACGUACCCAAACAUGUGCUGCCGAAGGAAUAUGGCGGUGAUUGUGAUAUAGAAAGUCUACAGGCAGAGUGGUGGCAAAAAUUGAAUGAUUACAAGAAAUUCUUCGAAGAGGAGGAACAAUACGGCAUUGCUGAAGGCUACGAACGACUCAAGCAAGUGAAGGAACUUAUCGCAGAUACCAGCGUCUUACAGGGCACAGAUGGCUCUUUUCGGCAAUUGGAGUUCGACUAAAGCGACGUACAACGUACAGUUAGUCUAGUAAUUAUCAGCAACCAAAGCAAUUAGCCCAAUAUUUUCUAAUUUUUUAUACUAUCUACUUAAUAUGGUACUUAUUUAAAAUGAUAUUCAUACUUAUUUGGCUGGCAGUUUACCUGAGAAGCAUAAUCAAAAACAUUAAAUAUUAAAAA